Messenger RNA from Musa acuminata AAA Group (dessert banana), 1906 nucleotides. RefSeq names its product F-box protein SKIP22. Bases 95 to 1636 code for a protein of 513 amino acids. Gene Ontology annotation, molecular function: protein binding. NCBI's taxonomy places the organism in Eukaryota, Viridiplantae, Streptophyta, Magnoliopsida, Zingiberales, Musaceae. The transcript has a single exon. The record is from RefSeq and is a predicted model, not a curated record.
GAAACGCCGUGCACUCUAAAUCGAAAGGAAGGCCUCUCGAUCCCUCCUCUCCUCUCCUCUUCUCUCCCCUCUGCGAUCGAGCUUGUCCGGAGAUAUGAAGCUUCGAAUUCGCUCCGUGGCGUCGAAGGAGACGCUGAGGAUCCAAGCCCCUGACCCCUCCUCUCUCCACGACCUCAAAACCCUCAUCGCACGCGCCCUCUCUUCCUCCUCCUCGAUCUCGAUCCCGCCGGGGUCAAUCCGCCUCUCCCUUAACCGCAAGGAUGAGCUCCUUCCUUCCUCUCCCCAGGACUCGCUCCACUCCCUCGGCCUCACCGCCGGAGAUCUUAUCUUCUUCUCUAUCGUCCCUGACUCCCAAACCCUAGCCCCGUCCCCCUCCCCGGCCCCCGCUCCGGAGGAAAUCGUGGAAAGCUCGAAUCUUGCCCCAGUUCCUCCGCCAGAGACCCCCAGUGCCGUGGAUGAUACGCCGUUCCGCCUGAGCGCUCAAACUCUAAACUUUUCCUCUUCCUCUGUCGCCGCUUCAGUGGAAAUUGCGGAAAGCUCGAAUCUUUCGCCGGUGUCGACGCAGAAUAACCCCAGUGCCAUAGCGUCAGAUUUGACUUCACCUCAAGCCGAGGUGGUUCAACAAGAUGAUGUCAUGGCAUUAGACGUAGAGCCCGUUGUCGUGCGGAAUUCUCUGGCAGUUCCAUGUUAUCUUAAGAGGGUCAUCGAAGCCGAGAAGGGAGAAGCCGAGGGUCUUCUGGGUCGCCUGGUCAUCACCUUCCAUGCUGCUUUUCUCGAGUCCGGAUUCGUGGUCAGUGGCGGUGGCGGUGGCAGUGGAUCCCGAUUUCCCGGAGGAUGUCCAUCAAAAGCUGCUACUUUUUCCGUUCAAUACACUCUUCCUGAGCUCGUGGGUGCUGUUGACAGCAGGGGUGUCAAAGUGGCAAUUUUGAGGUUCUCGAUGAUGGGGAAUUAUGCGACUGUUUAUGGAUUUCUGAACGGAGAUCAUCAGGAUGUGUACCGAGUGUGUAUUGAUCUGUCAAAGCUGGCACCUUUGUUAUCUUUAUCUAUGGAUUCUCUGAGCAAACAAGAAGAAAAGGAGGUUUUUGGACUAUGGAAGGUUGUGAAAGAUGGACUCACGUUGCCUCUCCUUAUUGAUAUAUGCCAGAAGAAUGGGCUACCUUCUCCCACGUGCUUCAUGCGCCUUCCAACUGAUCUCAAGAUCAAGAUUCUGGAGUUUGUUUCGGGCAUUGAUGUCGCAAAGAUUGGGUGCACUUGUUCUGAGUUGCGGUAUCUGUCAUCAAAUGAUGAUCUUUGGAAGCUGAGGUUUCUUGAGGAGUUUGGGUCGGUGAAUGAGAGGGUACUCGUGGGCAGAAGCUGGAAAGACAAGUAUGUGAAUUACUGGGUGAGGAGGAAGGAAGCUGAGAAGAUGAUAACAGAAAGGGCGAACCUAUUUCGCAGGCCCAGUGUUAUUUUGCGUAGGUUUAACCCAGCUGGUACCCUGAGGCUUCCUGUGCAAGGUGGAGAUUAUGACAGGUUCCCUGCAAUUGGUGGUUUUGCCCCAGGGGUUCUGGGAUUAGGAGUUCCACGUCUGCCCGCUCGAAGAAACUUUUCACCUGACUGUAAUCUUGGAGGAAAUGAUGCAGGUUUCUUUGCAUGAAAUGGCUUCCACCUUGUUAGUUUCUCAGAAAUUUGAUGCACCCAGACCUUUUGGCCACUCUUCGCCAUGUCUGUAGAUGGUUUUAGUGGCUUCUGUUUGUGAGAUUAAAUUUUGAAAGAGCUGGUUCCAUGUGUGUAGUACGUGAACAUACACUUAGAGCUGCUUCCAUAUCUGUAGUGCGUGAAUAAACUCAAGUUUACCUAGUUUGUUUCUCAACAGUUGUAUAUAAGUGAACAUUUUCUAAUAUGCAAGUUGUUGGUAUCUUCAUCA